This is a messenger RNA of Diatraea saccharalis (sugarcane borer), 827 nucleotides long. The record is from the annotation of a GenBank genome assembly. NCBI's taxonomy places the organism in Eukaryota, Metazoa, Arthropoda, Insecta, Lepidoptera, Crambidae.
AAUAUGAUCACGGAUGUGACCGAUGAAUUGGAUCAAAGUGAUAGCGGAAUGGAAUCUCUAAUUGCCAGUAAAGAUGAUACGCCUGAACGUAGACCUGAAGAGUCCUUUAUUACCCCUUCGCUUGGAUCUUCACCUACAGCAGGUCCACUCAAGGAAUAUGAUGAUGAACCAGAUGAAACACUCUCGGAAAGAUUAUGGGGUCUGACAGAGAUGUUUCCAGUUUGUGUCCGGAAUGGAACUUACACAGUCACCACCAAAACAUGGACUGGCAUGAAAUCUUUAUAUGGUUUGUCACGCUCAGUCAUGUGGGUAGUGGCCAGUUCAUCAGUCAUUCUUUUUGCACCUGUUAUAUUUGAAGUGGAGCGAGCACAAGUGGAAGAAAUGCAGAAAUCACAACAAAAACAGGUAUUAUUGGGAACCAAUGCUGCUCUGUCUGGACCUAUGCCGAGUAUGCCACCAAUGCCACGAUAAGCCAAAAAUACUUAUGAUUACAGGCUGUAGGACUCGAGCGUCAUCCUGAAUGCUUUAAUAUUAGUUUGUUAGUUUAAUUAAAUAGGUACUUUUAUUGUAAUAUUAUUGAGGAUUAUUUUUUCCUGUUAAAAAAAAGCAAAUUUUAGAAAGUAUAUCCAAUAUUAAUAGUGUUUAAUGGCAUUUAUUGUAUAAUAUGAAAUCACUUCACUUUUAAACAACAUUGCUAUCUGUAAACUUCUGACAGUUUGUAUGGUAUGUAUGUAUGUAUAGUAUCAAUUUCUGUUUUAUUUCAUGUAUAUUAUAAAGUGAAAGAUUGAUAAGAUUUAGUCACAUUAUUAGUUAAUAAAGGUACUGUU